AUGAAGUCAAAGUUCAAGAUCGGAAAGAAAUUCCGAGGUCCCGACAGGCAUGUCAAAUGCCUCUCCAUCGAAUUCGGAGGAGCAUUGGGAUGGAAAGGGAAAGGAGAUUUAGAUCCUGAGUUUGAGAAAGUGGCUUUUGAGAUGGAGGCGAGUACUACGACGAAACCAAAGUAUAGGGAGGGGUGUGGACUAGAUGACGGGAUGAAGCAAAUUGAAGGUUUGAAUGCAGGAUAG
Sclerotinia sclerotiorum 1980 UF-70 is the source of this 234-nucleotide messenger RNA. RefSeq lists its product as hypothetical. The record is from RefSeq and is a predicted model, not a curated record. Lineage: Eukaryota; Fungi; Ascomycota; Leotiomycetes; Helotiales; Sclerotiniaceae. Bases 1 to 234 code for a protein of 77 amino acids. The transcript has 3 exons. Gene Ontology annotation, molecular function: peptidyl-prolyl cis-trans isomerase activity.